AUGAAAAAUCAAGAUUUCUAUUGUAAGAAUUGUGAAUAUCAGCAGCACCAGUGCUAUGCUUGUGGGGAGUUGGGUUCAUCUGAUCAAUCAUCUCAUGCGGAGGUUUUCCGUUGCGUUAAUGCGACUUGCGGCCAUUUUUACCACCCGGAUUGUGUUGCCAGACUGCUUCAUCCUGAUGCUCAGUCGAAGGCUGAUGAACUUAAAAAGAAAAUUGCUGCUGGUGAAUCUUUUGCUUGUCCUCUGCAUCACUGCUGCGUCUGUAAGCAAAGGGAAGAUAAAGAUAAUCAUGAGCUACAGUUUGCCAUGUGUAGACGGGAAAUUAUUUUUGACAAGAGCAAGGAUGAAGGAGAAAAUGAAGAGGAGGAGGAGGAAGACGAGGAAGAUAUGCCAAGGGCAUGGGAUGGUCUUAUAAAAAAUCGAAUUUUGAUCUAUUGUUUAAAACACGAGAUUGAUGAAGAACUUGGCACACCUUCAAGAGAUCACAUCAAAUUUCCGGGAGAUCGUAGGAAGGAGAAACAAACAUCGGAACAAUUGAGAAAAUUUAAAGGAACGUCUGCAGAAAUGACUAAUGGCAAGAGAGUGAUUGCAAAAAAAUCAGAAUCUGCUGAAAAAUUGUCCAAGGCA
Messenger RNA from Capsicum annuum, 624 nucleotides. Its product is annotated as protein ENHANCED DOWNY MILDEW 2-like. The annotation marks the transcript as partial. NCBI's taxonomy places the organism in Eukaryota, Viridiplantae, Streptophyta, Magnoliopsida, Solanales, Solanaceae. The transcript has 4 exons. The record is from RefSeq and is a predicted model, not a curated record.